GAUAUCGGACUCGCCAAGACGCUUGCCGCCAUGCAGAAGCAGCUGGAUCAGCUCACCAAGCAAACCCCGCCCACCAAGGACACUCCGUCAAACGGUCACGGUGGUGGGCGGGGAAGUGGCGCUGAAGAUAAAGACGAGAAACCUGAUGCUUUGGUCGCCAAGGCUAACGAGUUGGAAACGGCCAUCAAAGCAUGCAAGAGCGAGUACAUGGAGGAAGCCCGCAAGUCCUCCGAGGCUCAACUCCGCGAGGUUCGCAAGCAGAUCGAAGGCCAGAAGAGUGACGUCACGCAGCACGCCAACUUGGGGCACAAGCUGGCGCGCAAGGAGAGUCAACUCAAAAAGGCAGUGGAGGAAGCUGAGGAGCAAGAGAAGGCUAUCAAUGAUGCCACGGCCAAGAGGGGCGAGCUUCAGGCGAAGCAGAUCGUGCUCAAGGCCGAGAUCGACGACAUCAGGGUUCAGCUCAAGCAGUCUCCUCUCGCUGGUGGCGGCGAUUUUGAUUUCACUAUCCCUGGCCAUCUGUUGGAAGGCAAAGACGAAGUCAAGACGCUCAUCCAGACCGACGCUUUCAAGCAGUUCACGCAGCUCUUCGCUCAGCCCAGGACGAAGCAGGAGCCGCGUACUGAAGCUGCUGGCGAUGGUGAUGGUGAUGCUCAAAUGGACGAUGCUUUCGUGUCCACGGCAGAGGCUGAAAGUUUCUGGGAGCAGCAUCGAGGUGAUAAACGCGUUAUCGUGCAAGCGCUGGUGGCCGCCAAGUUCAAGAAG
Molecule: messenger RNA, 762 nt
Organism: Prorocentrum cordatum
Lineage: Eukaryota; Dinophyceae; Prorocentrales; Prorocentraceae
Source: the annotation of a GenBank genome assembly